AUGACCAGUAACGGGUCUUCUGCUGUGGCUGUGGAGACACGCAGCGCGUGCCCCAUCGUACGUACCCAUCAGCGCUUCCUUCUUUGUUCUCUGGAGUUCACGCAGCAGUAUGCACCCAUGUACCGAUGCCGAAUGGGGGCGCAAUACGCGUCUGCUCUGCAUGCCAUCCAGCGCAUUGUGCGGGAGGACCCAAUGUAUGGUCCAGAGGCCGGCGUCAUGAAGCCUUGGCGCGUGCUUGAGCUGCAACCCGGCGUGCCAGCUGUGUGCGUCGGCAUUGUGUACAAGAACAUGAAGCUGCUGCCCCGCUUCCUUGACGAGUAUCAGAGUGAGCUCGUCCGCAUCGACGCUGGCGAUGACGACAACGAUGAGGUGAGUGGCGUCGUAGAGACCGCGCCUCUCGACAGAUCUGGGGAUGCUGCAGCCGCUGUAAUGCACCGCGGCAAUGAGGCCGAAGAGGAUGUGAGCAACGACGGGCAAACGCUUGCCGCCACCGAUGAGCACUACAGCGUGUGCAACAGCGCCGAUGAGCUGAUGCUGGAAGACAGCAGCGGGCGUGUUCUGCUGCAGGGACUCGAUGCCGAGCGCUUUUGUACCGGGAUCGUGCUGGGCGUCUACGGUACCCUUCUCCCCAAUGGCUGCAUUAAGGUGCUUCGCUACGCCUUCAGCGGAGACUUGGGCUUCACGUUUGUCCCGCGCCCGCUGAUUCGGACCGCAAGCCCGUGCUACAUAGCCUUUGUGAGCGGACUGAACAUCAACAUCCCGCGUGGCAGUGGCAAGGAGGAGCAGGCUGCUGGGGCUCGCGCGCGGGCCUCGCUGGAGCUGUUGAUGGAGUUCCUGUGCGGCAACACGGGCAACGCCUCCUUGCGAGCCAAGGCGAAGUGCGUCUCGCGACUGGUGAUUGGCGGCGACAGUAUUGCCCCCACCGACGAGCUGAAGCUCAAGAAGAAGGUGAAGCUCGAUCCGUCUGACCACGUGCGGCUGAACGAUGACAAGGCACAGGCUAGCACGGUCACCUCCGCCGCGCUAAUGCGGCAGCUGGACACGCUACUGGAGCGCGUUGUGCGCACCGUGGAGGUGGAGCUGAUGCCGGGCGCCAACGACAUGUCCAAUGCGUUUCAGCCGCAGCAGCCGCUGCAUCCCUUGCUGCUCCCCAAAGCUGGCAAGCACUCCACGCUGCGACUCGUCUCGAAUCCGUUCUGCUUCACUGCACAACCGCCCGCCGCGGUCACUGCCGAGGUGGAGGUGAGGAGCGAGGAGUGCGUGGAGUCGGAGGCGAAGAAACACAAGGCUGAGGUAGCCGACGGUGUCAAUUUCUUCGUGACGUCCGGGCAGAACAUAAACGACGUGGCCCGCGAGUCACGCUUUCCGACGCGGCUGGACACCAUGUGUAUGGUGGUGGUGUCUGGCUGCGCCUGCCCGACGGCCCCCAACACGCUCUUUAGUUACCCGUUCUGCAACCAAGAUCCUUUCCUGUUUCAUCACACGCCGCAUUGCGUUGUGGCGUGCGAUCAGCCGCAGUUCGAGACGCGCUACGCAACGCUGGAGGAGCUGCACGAAGAGACUCACCGCAGCUUCACAGCUCCAGCUUCGCUAUCAGUGCGAUCGAAGGAGAAGCCGAGCGCCGCGUUUGCGAAGGACGAGGAGAACAAGGCUGUCCGUGCAGAGGCUGGCGUGCGCUUGAUCUGCGUGCCGUCCUUUGCCCGCUCUGGGGCGCUGGUGCUGGUGGAUGUGAACUCAUCAACGCUGGAGACGAGUGUCGUGACCUUCUCGGUGCCGUGA
Molecule: messenger RNA, 1779 nt
Organism: Leishmania mexicana MHOM/GT/2001/U1103
Lineage: Eukaryota; Euglenozoa; Kinetoplastea; Trypanosomatida; Trypanosomatidae
Product: putative DNA polymerase delta subunit 2
Exons: 1
Coding region: 1-1779 (592 amino acids)
Biological process (GO): DNA replication; DNA strand elongation involved in DNA replication
Cellular component (GO): delta DNA polymerase complex
Molecular function (GO): DNA binding
Source: RefSeq, a predicted model, not a curated record